Molecule: messenger RNA, 2313 nt
Organism: Trachemys scripta elegans
Lineage: Eukaryota; Metazoa; Chordata; Testudines; Emydidae
Gene: LUM
Product: lumican
Exons: 3
Coding region: 343-1392 (349 amino acids)
Molecular function (GO): protein binding
Source: RefSeq, a predicted model, not a curated record
UCCCUAGUCCAUAAGGACUGCAGAUGGGUUGUCCUUGUACAGUAUACAGUAUCCACCUGCACUUCAUUAGAGAGCAGCAUUUGUACAUGCCACACCACAAGAUCAUCAUGAUGACAUAGCAGCUUCAGAGAACAGCGUGACUAGGGUUUUUUUGGUUUGGUUUUUUUUGGGGGUUGUUUUUUGUUUUGUUUUUUUUAGCUCUUGUAUCACAGAGGAUCUGGCAACCAGUUACCUCCUGACACCGUUUACAGCAUAUAUUGGUCGAUUCAGUCCUUUAUUGCAUCUGCUCUGGGAAUUAAAGAAAGCAGUUCAAGGCAGUAAGGGACAAGACACAUUUCAAAGAUGCAUCUAAGCUCUCUACCUUUCUUACUGGUAUUGAUCAGUGGCAUUUUCUGCUAUUACGACUAUGAUAUGGGAUAUUAUCCAGACCCAGAUGACCCUUAUGUUCAUUCAAUGAUGGGGCCAUCUACAGCGGUCUGUGCCCCAGAAUGUAAUUGUCCUGAAACCUAUCCAUCUGCAAUGUAUUGUGAUGACCUCAAAUUGAAAAGCAUCCCAGUUGUACCUGCUGGAAUAAAAUACCUUUAUCUCCGAAACAAUAUGAUUGAGGGCAUUGAAGAAAAUACAUUUGACAAUGUAACAGACCUGCAGUGGCUGAUCUUAGAUCACAACCAUUUGGAAAAUUCAAAAAUUAAGGGAAGAGUCUUCUCCAAACUAAAGAGUUUAAAGAAAUUGCAUAUAAAUUAUAACAAUUUGACUGAAGCUGUUGGACCACUUGCUAGUACCAUGGAUGACCUGCAACUUAGUCACAACAAGAUCACAAAAGUCAGCGCCAAUGUACUGGAGGGGCUGGUGAACCUGACUGUCUUUCACCUACAGCAUAACCAGCUGAAAACAGACUCUGUUUCCGGGGCUUUGAAAGGCCUGAAGUCACUUUUAUAUCUUGACUUGAGCUCCAAUCAACUUACAAAGCUACCAAAAGGACUGCCUCCUGCUUUACUCAUGCUGUAUUUUAACGACAACCAGAUCACCAACAUUCCUGAUGAGUACUUCCAAGGUCUUAAGGCCCUGCAAUAUUUACAUCUGUCUCACAAUCGGUUGACAGAUGGUGGAAUACCAGGCAACGUUUUCAAUAUCUCCUCCCUAGUUGAGUUGGAUCUCUCCUUUAACAUGCUGAAGAGCAUUCCAACAGUCAAUGAGAACCUAGAAAACUUCUACCUCCAAGUCAACCAAAUUAACAAGUUCCCACUGAGCAGCUUUUGUAAGGUUGUUGGACCACUAACCUAUUCCAGGAUCAAACAUUUGCGUUUGGAUGGAAAUAAUCUCACUCGAUCUGACCUGCCACAGGAAAUGUACAACUGUCUCCGUGUAGCUGCUGAUAUCUCACUGGAGUGAAGUGCCUCCGAUUUCCUUAUAAGGGUCAUAACUAUACUGCAGAUUUACACCAGCAUAACUCUUUAAAAUUAGGAUGUCUUAACAAAAGUCAAUUUGCAUAUUAUCUAUUCUGUUUGUUAAUAUUUAGCAUGAACCUGGUGAUCCUAACAAAACAUGUUUGUGCAUAUUUUUACAAGUAGUUUCAAUUGUUUGUUUCUGAAAACACAAAAGGACCCUAUUCAGCCCCCUCCCCCGAAUAAAUCUGGCUUCCAACUUGGAGGAAUAUGAUCAUGAUUGUAAAAAGCUAUGUGCCUUCAAACACAUGCACACAAACAUUGGUGUAUGCAGUUUUGCUCAGGUUCUCAUGGAAAUCAGGUGUGUUUUUGGUAGAGUACUGAAUGGUAAUUUAGGGCUGAACUGUGUAUGUACAAUAUUCAUCCUGUUCAACAUUAAUAUUCUAAAUUAUUCACACCUUUGAUAUAUUUUUAGAAAUGGCAAAAGAACAGCAUAAUACAAUUUAGCAAUAUAAAUAUGAUAAAAUUUGUAUGAAAAUAUAUUUUCAGAGCCCAUUUGAAUAUGACAUUAAUGAGACAUGAAAGAUUAUGAAGAAACAAGAACAUUUUUCAGGAUUUUUAAAUUGUUUGUUGUUGUUUUUGUCACUUACCUAUAUACUUUCAUGGAGAGGUUUUUGUCUGCUACCAGUAGAAUUGUUAUUUCACAGUAAAUCAUAUAUACAAGUAUUUUUAUUCAAUUACUUGCAUGCUACGUUUAACCAGACUGUAGAAAAUAAAACAUAGCAAAUAGCUCUGUUGUGUCCAUAUCAUUGUCAAAUAUGUUGCAGUCUUUUAUAAACUUGAAAAGGAAGUUCAGGUUAAAACUAAAAAUUCUAAGGUAUUAUAUUUUGCUGAAUUUAUUGUAAGGUUAAAUAAACUGUUUUCUGAA